CCGGUGUGGUCAGUGAAAGCCUCGCCAAGCGCUGCACCACAUGCAACGCGUGAUCUCCAUUCACGAGGAUGAUUCAUCCCCCUCGUUCCCAUGUAACCAAAGCUCCAGGGGGGAGCUUGCAAUGUUGUCGAUUGCUAUGCUCUCAGCUGUCAUUCCAACAAACUCGAAGACAUUGAACUCGCCUUUGUUGAUUGAAGCCUAUUUGAGCCUCCAUUGACGUGUGAGGACAGAUCCUGCGAGACCUCACAGGCGUUGUUGAAGAGACCCGAUGUCGUGAGCUACAGGUCGGGGGGGUGGGGGAACUGGGUGUUAUUGAGCAUUGUACGAUUUUACAGUGCAAGUGUUUUAGACAGAAAUUGUGAAGAUGGGGCUGCCGAAGCCGCUGGGGCCAUUUGCGGUGUCGUUUGUGGAAUUUGAGCUUCGGAGGACGCGUGAGAACUCCCACCCAGGAUCAAUCUCUGAGGUGGGCCAGGAGAAUUGUGCAGCUCGUAAUGAGGUUUCGCCAGCUGAGGCUGGUCUGCAAGGAGCGCCACCCAUGCGAAUAUUUUAUCCGACAUCGUCCAAUAGUUCGUGGUCUGUUCGGGACGUCAAGGACCGCAGUUGGAUCCCUGAGGUCAAUUACUUGAGGGGGUUCCUCUGCAAAUCUGUGCCGCCGUCCACCCAGCUUCGUCGCGGUCUUGUCUGGGGACUUUCGUAUUUAAUAUACCCCUUCCUCUUUCCGUUCCUACUUACGCAAGCAUCAGUGAAGCAACCUUUACUGAUUCCUGAGAGUGACUUUAACAAGGAUGACCGCCUACCCGUUAUCGUCUUCUCUCAUGGCAUGAGGUCCUGCCGAACGACGUACACUGCUACUUGUAUCGAUCUUGCAUCUCAUGGAUACAUUGUUGUAGCGGUGGAGCAUUUAGAUGGAUCAGGGAUUAUUGCUCAGUACCACGAUCACAAGGGCAAGAGUACAUGGCUGGAGCAUGCUCGUUCUGAGAUGGAAUUUGAUGAUGUACCCAUGAGCUUCCGUUCAGAUCAAUUGCGACAGAGGGUUACGGAGAUCCAGAAAGCUGUAGAUGUGCUCGAAGCUUUGGAUCAAGGAUUGCUUUCUCAGGAUAGUAAUGCAAUCAAAGGAAGGACAAGCAUGGAUGUGAAAUUUCUACAAGGACGACUCAAUCUGAAUUAUUUAGGAAUGCAUGGGCACUCUUUUGGGGGAGCUACAACUAUUUCUGUGUGUGGUUUGGACAAAAGGUUCAAAUGCUGUGUUGCAGAAGAUGUAUGGUGGAAUCCCCUUGAGCAGGAUGCUUAUGACAGAGUGGCUGGCAAUAUUCCUGUUCUACUUUUAAAUACGGAGAAUUUCAACUGGGAAUCAUUGAAAGACUGUCGAAAGAAGUUUCUGAAUGCACGAGCUCAAGCAUGUGGAGAAGGGGAUUCAGUGGUUACAGAACUACUAACUAUGAAAGGCACGUCGCACAUGGAUCAAUCCGACUUUCCAUUGCUAUUUAAGCGGGCCUCCAAGAGAGCUGUAAUGAAGGAUAAGCUGGAUGUGCAUCACGCAAAGGAUAUCAACAGCAGAGCGAGCCUUGAUUUCUUUUACAAUCAUUUGUUGCCCCCUGGGACAGGGGCUCCUUACCUAGUAGACGUAGUAAAAGAAGAUGGCGAACAUCUUAUUGUUGGUCAAGUCAGAUGAUAUCUCUGCAAGUUCAUUUUGGUUCAAUCUACCUGUACUUGUAACAUACGGUACUCAGUUAAUUUAAGAUGACAAACUAGAUAUCUAUAUUUGUUUUCUGUUUAUUCGUCAUUAUGCUGUGUAGGCAAAAGUUUUACUGCUAAGGCGGUCCGUGUGUGGGCAUUUAUUUU
Molecule: messenger RNA, 1842 nt
Organism: Physcomitrium patens
Lineage: Eukaryota; Viridiplantae; Streptophyta; Bryopsida; Funariales; Funariaceae
Molecular function (GO): 1-alkyl-2-acetylglycerophosphocholine esterase activity
Source: RefSeq, a predicted model, not a curated record